AUGGCACCUCGCACCACCACCACGACUGCGCCGGCCAUCCCCCUCCCCUACCAGCUCUUCUUCCUCUACAUCGAACCCGUCGCCACCGCCAUCGGAGCCUACUACGCCCACUUCUCCCAACCGGCCUACACCACCAUGACCUCCUCGCUGCUCCCCUCCGCCCUCGCAACCCCUGCCCUCACACCCGUCUCCACCACCUCCAGCAUAAUCCUCACACAGCUCGCAAACCUCUACCUCGUCUUCGCGCUCAACGAAGCCCUCGUCCUCCGCUCCACCUCGGACGUCCGCGUCUGGAAAGCCUUUCUUUUUGGACUGCUGGUAGCGGAUCUCGGGCACUUGUUUAGUGUAAGACAAGCGGGGCUGGAGGUGUAUUGGGAGGUGUGGAGGUGGAAUGCUAUGUACUGGGGGAACCUUGGGUUCGUGUAUGUGGGGGCGACGAUGAGGACGCUGUUUUUGGCGGGUGUGGGGUUGGAGGGGCCGAGAGGGGGGAAGGUCAAGGGGAGAUGA
Messenger RNA from Saxophila tyrrhenica, 507 nucleotides. RefSeq lists its product as uncharacterized. Lineage: Eukaryota; Fungi; Ascomycota; Dothideomycetes; Mycosphaerellales; Extremaceae. The record is from RefSeq and is a predicted model, not a curated record. The transcript has a single exon. The coding region runs from base 1 to 507 and encodes 168 amino acids.